This is a messenger RNA of Trichomonas vaginalis G3, 1323 nucleotides long. Its product is annotated as Micronuclear linker histone polyprotein (MIC LH) Contains: Micronuclear linker histone-alpha. Lineage: Eukaryota; Parabasalia; Trichomonadida; Trichomonadidae. The record is from RefSeq and is a predicted model, not a curated record. The coding region runs from base 1 to 1323 and encodes 440 amino acids. The transcript has a single exon.
AUGGAGGAGCAUGAGUCAAUAUUAAACUCAUCUCCUCAGCAAAACGAUAUCAUUAUAGGGCGCAAAAAGAAAAAGCCGCAUAUAGGGAAUGAAAAUUUGCAAUUAAAACAGACAAACGGUGAACAUAAUUCUUCCAAAAAAAUUAAUGAUUCUCAAGGGAGAUUUCUCAAAAUAGGAUAUGUCAGAAGAUCAUAUAGAAGACCAGCACCAACAAAUAACUCAGAAGAUUUUGCUUCUGAGGAAAAUGCAGAUAAUGCUAGUAAUAAUAGUCGAAUUUUACCAAGUGAUACAAACGAUACGGCCAAUGAAGACAAACAAACACCACAAGAUCCAAAUGAAAAUGAAACAAAAGAAAAUCAAGAGGAUCAAGUUCAAAAUACAUCUCGUUUGCAGAACCAGAAUGAUGAUCCGAAACCUCCUAGUAGUGAAAAUGAGAAAUCAGAUAAAAAUUUGCCUAAUGAAGAAAAUAAAUUAUCCAAUGCCAAAAAUUCGCAAUCCUUAUCCUCUCAAAAACAACUUCCUAAUACUAAAGAAUCUGAGAAAUCAGUUAAAGCUGAUCAAACAGAAAAAUCAGAUAAUUAUGAAGAAGAUUAUGAUAGUAUCGAAAUUUCAGAAAGUACGUACUCAGAAACGAGUUUUAAUCCUAAUACUACCUCACAAUCAUCUGAAGAAGAAAAAACAAGCUAUGAAGAAGAGGAAGAUUCUGAAUAUAGCCAGUCUUCAUCGAGUUUAUCAACAGGAUAUCAGGAAGAAAAGAAGGAAUCAUCUCAUAAUAAAUCUGAGCCAGAAAAACCGGCUGAGGAACCAAAAUUAAAUUCUCCACCAGCAAAAGAUAUUGAAAACAUGGAAAUAAUGUCUCAUCAUGAUAAUACCGAAGAUGGACAAAAUGCUGAAGAAAAGAAAGAGGAAACUACUUCUACAAGUGAAGAUAUUUCAAUUGCUCAAACUUCUUCGAUUCAUUCUGACUCAGAUGAUAACAAAUAUGAUAUUCAUGAUUCCAGUGUUCCAAUUUCAAGGUACAACGUCAUGGAAUCUGAACCAUCAGAAGUAUUCAAACAAAGAACUGGCAAAAUAAGGUCGCUGAGAGCACAAAACCGUCGGAAAAAGAAAAAGUCCGGAUCUGCGAAGGACAAGGGCAAGGAUAAGCAUGACCAUCACCAUCAUAAGCAUCAUCACCAUACUAAGUCCAAAGAUCAAAACGGUGUUGAUGUCGGGAAUGCUACCCAUCACAAGAGUUCGAGAAGAAAUAAAAGUAAGGCAAAGACUGAUAAGCAUCAGCCUAAAAAAUCACAAAGUAAUUCAACGUGUUGUUUGUUAUUAUAG